AAUCAAAUCACACAAACCUAAACCUCAAUGGCUUCUUUCAAACUUCUCUAUGUCACUUUCACACUACUUACUCUACUCUCAUCCUCCACUUUCUGCUUAGGCUACCCUGGCUUCAACUUUGGGCGGGGUCGCGGUGGUCGUGGCGUCGGUGGUGUUAGCCGCCCUAUUGGCGGUCAAAGGUUUUCUGGACUCUCCCCGCGAUUUUACAGUCAGUCUUGCCCUCAAGCUAACGACAUUGUCAUAUCGGUCCUUAAAACCGCAAUCUCUAAGGACCCGAGAAUGGCUGCUUCUUUGAUCAGGCUUCAUUUUCAUGACUGUUUUGUUCAGGGAUGUGAUGCAUCUGUGCUGUUGGAUGAUCAUCCAACAUUUACUAGCGAAAAGAAAUCGGUCCCAAACAAGAAUUCUAUUCGCGGGUUUGAAGUGAUUGAUGAGAUCAAAGCUAAACUCGAACAAGCUUGUCCCCAGACAGUUUCUUGUGCGGACAUUCUUGCCCUUGCCGCUCGAGGCUCCACUGUUCUAAGUGGUGGACCGAAUUGGGAAUUACCAUUAGGUAGACGCGACUCGAGAAAAGCCAGUCUUAACGGAUCAAACAAAAACAUUCCUCCACCGAAUUCAACGAUUCAAAAUCUUGUAACAUCUUUUCGACGUCAAGGCCUUAACGAAGUUGAUCUAGUCUCACUUUCUGGAGCUCAUACAUUAGGGAUGGCGAGAUGCACGACGUUUAAGCAACGACUAUACAAUCAAAACGGAAACAACCAACCCGAUUCAACUCUAGAAAGAAGCUACUACCAUGACUUGAAAGGCGUAUGCCCUAAAACCGGCGGUGACAACAACAUUUCACCGCUAGAUCUUGCAUCACCCAUAACAUUCGACAACAUGUAUUUCAAGCUCAUCAUGUCUGGAAAAGGUCUUCUUACUUCAGACCAAGUGCUUUUGUCUGGAAAACUUGGAAAAACUAUGCAGUUAGUGAAGGCUUUUGCUGAUGAUCACACUCUUUUCUUUAACCAUUUCGCGCGAUCCAUGGUUAGAAUGGGUAAUAUCCGUCUGGUUACCGGUAACAAGGGUGAAGUAAGGAAGAACUGCAGAAGGAUUAAUUAGUGUGAUAUCUAGAUCUUGUGUAUGUUUAUGUUUAUUAUUAAGAACCUAAUGGGCUGUUAUUGAACUAGUAUGUAAUCUGUUAACUUGUUGAAAUAUGAAUGAUUUUAUGAUAUAUCGAG
This is a messenger RNA of Helianthus annuus (common sunflower), 1217 nucleotides long. RefSeq names its product peroxidase 9. NCBI's taxonomy places the organism in Eukaryota, Viridiplantae, Streptophyta, Magnoliopsida, Asterales, Asteraceae. Bases 28 to 1098 code for a protein of 356 amino acids. Gene Ontology annotation, biological process: response to oxidative stress; hydrogen peroxide catabolic process. The transcript is spliced from 4 exons. The record is from RefSeq and is a predicted model, not a curated record. Gene Ontology annotation, molecular function: heme binding; peroxidase activity.